AUGUUUCCAUUCCCAGCACAAGACGAGCCUGUGAGGCCAUUGACCGAAGAGGACCAGCAAAUCCUCCUGGGUCUUGCUCGUCGCUACGGCGUCUCUAGCAUUGUCUGCGCGCUCACCGGUCUUGGUGCUUCAUCACGAGCCUCCACCUUUUCAGCAUCCACACUACUCAGCAACACAAGCAACACAAGCGCGCCUUCGCUAUCAUGGAGCAACUCUGACGUUGGCCACGCGCGAUCCGACGCUGCAUCAAUCCGAACUCAAUCGACAUGGCAAGACAAUGCCGCCGACGUUCCCUCGAUUCAUGAUGGUGAAGUCGGCAAAGUUACCGAUCGUACUUGGCUUGAUUCGCCAAAUCUUAUGCAGUCACCCAUUCCUUCAUGCGAUGUCACCUCUCACCCGUCGCCCCGGCACGUCACACCAACCUCAAAGAAAUACCAGUGCCCUAUGUGUUUCUUGGACAACAACCCCGUGGGUUUCGGCAGGAAGAGCGACUUCAAGAAGCAUCUCUACAACUUUCACGGUGCUGACGUGACUUGGCUGUGCAAGACCAAGGGCUGCCAUCUAUCCUUUGCUACUGAGCGAGCCUAUAGCACUCACGCCAAGGAGACACACCGCAUGGACGCUCUCCCCAACAGCUCAGCAAAGACUGAGUUGUGUCCACAGGUCGUCUUUGGCUGCGGUUUCGGUAACUGCAAGGACCGCGUCUUUGAGGCCUCCACCAACGAGCAGGCAUCUGCCAGUCGCGACAAGUACUUUGAGCACAUCGCAAAGCAUUUUGAGGAUGGAUUUGAUGUAAACAACUGGGACUACAAGGCUCAGCUGCACAACUUGAUGCGACAGUCCAAGGUCAAGUCUAUCUGGAAAACUUGCAUAUGGCCCAAGGAGAAGAGACAGCAGCUCACAUGGCGCCCUCGUUCUUCUGGCGAUCUCAAGCGCAUGCUCGAGGCUCGCCACCUUGGUGAAGAUAUCUCUACUCUGGUUCGCCUGGCUUUCAUUCUUGGCACAUCACCAUUUACCAACCCUACCACACCGCCACCAAGCGAGAUUGACCUUCAGUUCUCCCUACCUUUCCGAUCACAAUGCUUGAUGGAUGCAGUAGGUCACCUCGAUGGCGCGCAGCCCAAGAUGGAUAACAGCAGUGACAUUGGCACACCCAUGGUCACUGUCACCAAACAGCCUCCUACAACGCCACAGCCCUCCUUCCCUGUUCGACGCAUUAAGCAGGAGACUCGACCAUCAACGCCAGUGGACGCCAUCCCUGAGCCUAUGGUUCGUGAUGACCUUACAGCUGGCCCUCAUCCAGGAACACCGUUUCCCAUCCCUAAUGAGCAUGUUUGGCCUGUUGACGCACCUAAAUUUGCACCCGAUCAGAUGAAUACUUUCGCGGAUGCCUCAAUGACCUACAUUCUACCAGGCCAAGAGCUUCCUCAACAACAAUGGGAUAUGACUGGCAUGGCGCAGCACUUCCCUCAACAAGACACUGUCAUGGGUAAUGUGUACAUGCCCAACCAGCAACAGCCCGUCGCUACUCGCCCUGCUACUCCGAUUCCUACAAAGCGACCUGGAUCUUGGGGCAAGCGACUGAGCCUCGAGAACCUGCGUCCCAAGAAGAAGUCCAGCGUUUAUGGCAGUCCCGCAUCCGAGCACGAAGCUGUCCCUCCUGUUCCAGCUAUGUAUGCCGAGAUGAUGCCCACAUCUGUACCAACGGGCUACGAACUGCCAAUGCGAAUGGGUCACCCUCAACAAGGCUACACAUCGAACCCUGGCUUCAUGCCUCACGCACAGCAACAGCAGUUCGGCUCACCCACAAGCUUCUACUUGGACGACAGCGACAUGAGACUAUAA
Molecule: messenger RNA, 1845 nt
Organism: Fusarium pseudograminearum CS3096
Lineage: Eukaryota; Fungi; Ascomycota; Sordariomycetes; Hypocreales; Nectriaceae
Exons: 2
Coding region: 1-1845 (614 amino acids)
Source: RefSeq, a predicted model, not a curated record